Molecule: messenger RNA, 1497 nt
Organism: Colletotrichum navitas
Lineage: Eukaryota; Fungi; Ascomycota; Sordariomycetes; Glomerellales; Glomerellaceae
Exons: 2
Coding region: 1-1497 (498 amino acids)
Source: RefSeq, a predicted model, not a curated record
AUGUCCUCUCUAGGCCUCCCGGACCCGUCCAACACGCCCCACGGCGACGCCGCCCUCCACCGGUCCUGGAACCGGUUCCUCGACGACCACAGCCUCCGAGCCGUCUUCCAGGCGUCCCCGGCCCAGAUCGACGAGCAGUGCGCCGACGCCAUCGCGGCCCUCCGGGCGUCCGGCGAGCGCCGCGCGGCCGUCGGGGACGCCAUCCUGCGCCUCUGGGACAGCAUCGGCCUCGUCGUCGACUGCCUGCCGCCGGACGUGAACCCGCACUGGAGGGCCGAGGAGCAGCUCCUCAAGCCCACGGCCCUGCGUCUCGCGGCCCGGAGGGCGCGUCUCGCCGAGGAGGAGCGGGAGCGGGAGAGGCUCCGCGAGGGCUUCUGGGACCCCAUUUCCUUCACCCUCGACAUGUCCGUCCCCUCCAAAACGUUGGAGGCUUCGGAGGGGAACAGGGAGAAGGGGGAGGGAAAGGACGAAAGUGAGACGACACUCGAGGUCGCCACGUCCCUCGCCAACACGGAAUACUUCCUCGGCCACUGCCCGGGCGACCCCAUCUUCUCCUACGACCGUCAACCGACGUUCCGCCCCGCGGACGAACGCAACUUCAUCUACCGCGGCCGCGUCCCGCGCAGACCCGGGGAGGACCUGCCGCGCUUGCAGCUCCUCCUGCCCCGGGUCCUCGCGCAGCUCGUCGUCCUCCUCGCCUUCUUCCCCGAGAACCCGUCCCUCAUCCCCGUCGAGUGCGCCAGGAUGAUGGGCGAGGUCGACAACCUCGAAGAGAGGGUGUUCCGCAUGAUCCGGAACUGCUGGCGAGCCAAGUUCGGGGCCAUGUCCGCCGCCGCCGCGGCGCCGUACAUGCACUUCCUCCGGAGCAGCCCGCUGGUGCGGGAGCUCGCCUGGCUCGUUUGCGCAGCGUGCCUGGACGAGAGGUGCCAUCGGCUGACCGAGGAGGCGCGGCGGGCGCGCCGCCUCUGGACCACGCUCCUGCCCGUCGUCGACGUCCUGACCUCGGACAGGACGGAGGGCACCUCGGCGUGUGAGGCGCUGCUGCGCAUCGCGAAGCUGCACGUCCAGGACGAAGACCGCCGGGCGCGGGAUAUGGUGUUCAAGGAGGGGGAGUACGGCCGCGCGCUGGUGUACAGGGAAGGUAUCCUCAUCAACAAGUCAAUCCACGCCUUUUACUCAUCCUACACCGGCCGCCUACGCCCUGCCGCCGGCGUCCUCUUACGGCCCAAUCCGCACCCGAUUUUCCCCGCCGAAUCAGACCCCGACGGUUUCGACACCGACCCCGUCCCGAUCCCCGACGAGGUCCUAGCCGCGUACGAGAGCAUCAGGGCGCGACACGAGCUCCCGCCCGAAGCCAACGUCGACGUCCCCGCGCCGCUGCCGGAACAGCCCAGCCGAACUGAGACGACCACUGUCGUCAGAACAGAUCGCCGGAGAAGGAGACCGGAAGACAAGGACGCCGUCUGGGAACCGCCGCGCAAGCGAGCAAGACGUUGA